Messenger RNA from Piliocolobus tephrosceles (Ugandan red Colobus), 4087 nucleotides. RefSeq names its product mitogen-activated protein kinase kinase kinase 15 (gene MAP3K15). Lineage: Eukaryota; Metazoa; Chordata; Mammalia; Primates; Cercopithecidae. Gene Ontology annotation, molecular function: ATP binding; MAP kinase kinase kinase activity. The record is from RefSeq and is a predicted model, not a curated record. The transcript is spliced from 29 exons. Bases 1 to 3942 code for a protein of 1313 amino acids. Gene Ontology annotation, biological process: protein phosphorylation; MAPK cascade; cellular response to stress.
AUGGAGAGUGGCGGUGGGAAUGCUCCGGCGGGGGCCCUCGGGGCGGCGAGCGAGUCCCUUCAGUGCCCGCCGCCGCCGGGGGUGGAGGGCGCGGCCGGGCCGGCGGAGCCCGACGGGGCGGCGGAGGGCGCGGCAGGCAGCAGUGGCCAGGGCGAGAGCGGGGGCGGGCCGCGGCGGGCUCUGCGGGCAGUAUACGUGCGCAGUGAGAGCUCCAAGGGCGGCGCGGCCGGCUGCCCGGAGGCGGGGGCGCGGCAGUGCCUGCUGCGGGCCUGCGAGGCCGAGGGCGCUCACCUCACCUCCGUGCCCUUCGGAGAGCUGGACUUCGGGGAGACGGCCGUGCUCGACGCCUUUUACGACGCAGAUGUUGCUGUGGUAGACAUGAGUGAUGUCUCCAGACAGCCUUCCCUCUUCUACCAUCUUGGAGUCCGAGAAAGCUUUGACAUGGCCAAUAAUGUGAUCUUGUACCAUGACACUGAUGCCGACACUGCUCUCUCUUUGAAGGACAUGGUAACUCAAAAAAACACAGCAUCCAGUGGAAAUUAUUAUUUCAUCCCAUACAUCGUGACACCGUGUGCUGAUUAUUUUUGCUGCGAGAGUGAUGCCCAGAGACGAGCCUCCGAGUAUAUGCAGCCCAACUGGGACAACAUCCUGGGCCCGCUGUGCAUGCCUUUGGUGGACAGGUUCAUUAGCCUCCUUAAGGACAUCCACGUGACUUCAUGUGUUUAUUACAAAGAAACCUUGUUAAAUGACAUCCGGAAAGCCAGAGAGAAGUACCAGGGUGAGGAACUGGCGAAGGAGCUGGCUCGGAUCAAGCUCCGCAUGGAUAAUACUGAGGUUCUGACCUCAGACAUCAUCAUUAACUUACUCCUGUCCUACCGUGAUAUCCAGGACUAUGAUGCGAUGGUGAAGCUGGUAGAAACACUGGAGAUGCUGCCUACGUGUGAUUUGGCCGAUCAGCAUAACAUUAAAUUCCACUAUGCGUUUGCACUGAAUAGGAGAAACAGCACAGGUGACCGUGAGAAGGCUCUGCAGAUCAUGCUCCAGGUUCUGCAGAGCUGUGAUCACCCGGGCCCCGACAUGUUCUGCCUGUGUGGGAGGAUCUACAAGGACAUCUUCUUGGAUUCAGACUGCAAAGAUGACACGAGCCGAGACAGCGCCAUUGAGUGGUAUCGCAAAGGGUUUGAACUCCAGUCAUCUCUCUAUUCGGGAAUUAAUCUUGCAGUUUUGCUGAUAGUUGCUGGACAACAAUUUGAAACUUCCUUGGAACUAAGGAAAAUAGGUGUCCGGCUGAACAGUUUGUUGGGAAGAAAAGGGAGUUUGGAGAAAAUGAACAAUUACUGGGAUGUGGGUCAGUUCUUCAGCGUCAGCAUGCUGGCCAAUGAUGUCGGGAAAGCCGUCCAGGCAGCGGAGAGGUUGUUCAAACUGAAACCUCCAGUCUGGUACCUGCGAUCAUUAGUUCAGAACUUGUUACUAAUUCGGCGCUUCAAGAAACCCAUUAUUGAACACUCACCCAGGCAAGAGCGGCUGAACUUCUGGUUAGAUAUAAUUUUUGAGGCAACAAAUGAAGUCACUAAUGGACUCAGAUUUCCGGUUCUGGUGAUAGAGCCAACCAAAGUGUACCAGCCUUCUUACGUUUCCAUAAACAAUGAAGCCGAGGAGAGAACAGUUUCUUUAUGGCAUGUCUCCCCCACAGAAAUGAAACAAAUGCACGAAUGGAAUUUUACAGCCUCUUCCAUAAAGGGAGUAAGUCUAUCAAAGUUUGAUGAACGGUGUUGUUUUCUUUAUGUCCAUGAUAAUUCUGAUGACUUUCAAAUCUACUUUUCCACCGAAGAGCAGUGCAGUAGAUUUUUCUCUUUGGUCAAAGAGAUGAUAACCAAUACAGCAGGCAGUACAGUGGAGCUGGAGGGAGAGACCGAUGGAGACACCUUGGAGUAUGAGUAUGACCAUGAUGCAAAUGGUGAGAGAGUUGUCUUGGGGAAAGGCACGUAUGGGAUUGUGUAUGCUGGCCGAGAUCUGAGCAAUCAAGUGCGAAUAGCCAUCAAAGAAAUCCCGGAGAGAGAUAGCAGGUAUUCCCAGCCACUGCACGAGGAGAUAGCCCUGCACAAGUACCUUAAGCACCGCAAUAUCGUUCAGUACCUGGGCUCUGUUUCAGAGAACGGCUACAUUAAGAUAUUUAUGGAGCAGGUGCCUGGAGGAAGCCUUUCGGCUCUUCUGCGAUCCAAAUGGGGGCCGAUGAAGGAACCGACGAUCAAGUUUUACACCAAACAGAUCCUGGAGGGCCUUAAGUAUCUCCAUGAAAACCAGAUCGUGCACAGAGACAUAAAGGGCGAUAAUGUUCUGGUGAACACCUACAGUGGCGUGGUGAAAAUCUCCGAUUUUGGGACCUCAAAACGUCUUGCGGGUGUGAACCCCUGCACAGAGACUUUUACUGGCACCCUGCAGUACAUGGCACCUGAGAUAAUUGACCAAGGGCCUCGUGGGUAUGGUGCCCCAGCCGAUAUCUGGUCCCUGGGCUGCACCAUCAUCGAGAUGGCCACCAGCAAGCCUCCAUUCCAUGAGCUCGGUGAGCCGCAGGCAGCCAUGUUCAAAGUGGGCAUGUUUAAGAUCCACCCUGAGAUUCCACAAGCCCUGUCAGCUGCAGCCCGAGCCUUCAUUUUAUCCUGUUUCGAGCCUGACCCCCACAAACGUGCCACCACCGCUGAGCUACUGAGAGAGGGUUUCUUAAGGCAGGUGAACAAGGGCAAGAAGAACCGAAUUGCCUUCAAGCCCUCAGAAGGUCCCCGGGGUGUCGUCCUGGCCCUGCCCACACAGGGGGAGCCCAUGGCCACCAGCAGCAGUGAGCACAGCUCCGUCUCCCCGGACUCCGACGCCCAGCCUGACGCGCUCUUUGAGAGGACCCGGACGCCCAGGCACCAGCCUGGCCACCUUCUCAGUGUUCCAGACGAAAGCUCAGCCUUGGAAGACCGCGGCUUGGCCUCAUCCCCGGAGGACAGGGACCCAGGCCUCUUCCUGCUACGCAAGGACAGUGAGCGCCGUGCCAUCCUGUACAAAAUCCUCUGGGAGGAGCAGAACCAGGUGGCUUCCAACCUGCAGGAGUGCGUGGCCCAGAGUUCCGAAGAGUUGCAUCUCUCAGUUGGCCACAUCAAGCAAAUCAUUGGGAUCCUGAGGGACUUCAUCCGCUCCCCAGAGCACCGGGUGAUGGCAACCACGAUAUCAAAGCUUAAGGUGGACCUGGACUUUGACAGCUCGUCCAUCAGUCAGAUUCACCUGGUGCUGUUCGGAUUUCAGGAUGCCGUAAAUAAAAUUUUGAGGAACCACUUAAUUAGGCCCCACUGGAUGUUCGCGAUGGACAACAUCAUCCGCCGAGCGGUGCAGGCCGCGGUCACCAUUCUCAUCCCAGAGCUCCAAGUCCACUUCGAGCCUACCUGUGAGACUGAAGGGAUCGAUAAGGACAUGGAUGAAGCGGAAGAGGGCUAUGCCCCAGCGGCCAGACCUGGCCCAGAGGCUCAGCCCCACCAGCAGCACCUGAGCCUCCAGCUGGGUGAGCUCAGGCAGGAGACCAACAGACUUUUGGAACACCUGGUUGAAAAAGAGAGAGAGUACCAGAAUCUUCUGCGGCAAACUCUAGAACAGAAAACUCAAGAAUUGUAUCACCUUCAGUUAAAAUUAAAAUCAAAUUGUAUUACAGAGAACCCAGCAGGCCCCUAUGGGCAGAGAACAGAUAAAGAGCUUAUAGACUGGUUGCGGCUGCAAGGAGCCGAUGCAAAGACAAUUGAAAAGAUUGUUGAAGAGGGUUAUACACUUUCUGAUAUUCUUAAUGAGAUCACUAAGGAAGAUCUAAGAUACCUUCGACUACGGGGUGGUCUCCUCUGCAGGCUCUGGAGUGCGGUCUCCCAGUACAGAAGGGCUCAGGAGGCCUCAGAAACCAAAGACGAGGCUUGAUACCAAUCAGCUAAGCUGGAGCAGAGUGUGCCACCAUGCUACAUGUUUUGUUAAAGCUUCUGUUAGUGUACACACGAAUUCCGCUGUGUUUACGUAUUUAAAAAUGCCAUUGUUCAAUUAAUAGUUUAAGAACUUAAGUUUUAAA